AUGUCCCUGUUACGCUCAAGUUUGAUUCUCGGAAGAUCGCUGCAGAGCUCUGUCCGAUGCUUUUCCUCGACUGCAGGAAAUGUGAUUUUUGUUUUGGGAGCUCCCGGCUCUGGAAAGGGAAAGCACUCUGAUCACCUCGUUGCGAAAUUCGGAGGAUGCCACGUUUCUGUGGGAGAGAUUUUGAGAGAAACGGUAAAGACUCCCGGAAAGUACACUGACAUGAUUAAAAAGCACCUCGACGAGGGAACGCUUGUUCCUACCGACGUGACGAUGGAAUUGAUAAAGGACAAAGUCCUCAGAACAACGAACGGAGUAUUGCUGCUGGAUGGCUAUCCUCGCAACAUGUCGAACUACAAUACCUGGGUCAACGUAAUGGGAUCUAGCUGCAACGUUCUUGGCUGCCUUUUGUACCAGUGCAGUUACGAGUUCCUGGAGAAGCGAUUGUUGGAGCGCGGAAAGGACCAGGGACGCAGCGAUGACAACCUGGAUGUGAUCAAGCGCCGCUUCUACAGCUACGAACAUGAAACAGCGGAGGUGCUGAAUCAUCUCCGUGAAAAGUAUCCGAUUGAGACGAUUUGCACGGAGCCUCCGUUCGAAGAAGCAUUCCCGAAUUCGAUAAAGGCGUAUAAGGCGAUUUGUGAGAAGAACGGACUGAAGAUACAUUUUUUUUCUUUUAUGAAUAGUUACUAUCAGGAAAGUGUUUUCACGUCGGAUUACGAUGAUCUGAUCAGGAUAAUUGUGUGUUAUAUGAAAGGUGAAGACGGCAUAUUUGAACUCGAUUGUUCAGAGCUGACUUAUGAUAUUGUAUCUAGCAGAGAACUUCUCUGUCAGAGUAACUAUUUUAAAAGUAAAUUGGAAUCCGAGUGGAAAAACGUAAACACAGUAACAAUCCGUGUUUCAAGCGAAAAACUCUUCCAUGCAUUCGGAUUGCUGAUUCGUUACAUCCAUCUAAAAGAUGUCAAUGGAAGUGUGUUCGCAAUGGACCAAAUGCGCCAUCUCCUGCGCCCCAACACAGGACUGGACAUUGAGCUCUGCAAAGUGGCAAGUAUAUUACAAUUGGAUUCUCUGCAAGAUCGACUGCAGAAUCUGCUUGUCCAAGGUCUAAAUAGCUCAAAUUUCAUCGCUUCCUGCAAGUACGCAUCUGCCACUAGACACGGGGUUCUUGUGUCGUACAAGAAAUCAGACGCAGAUACGAGCGAAUCGAUUCUAUUCCUGGCGAAAACCAGCAAGUUCACAUAUCGCGGAGAUGAAAUCAACUCCGACAUUUUUGACGUGUUGCUUCUCGACGAUAUCGCAAAACGGAGCAAAUUCUUCUCUCCGGGAUAUCUAAGUAGCGGAGGAAAGCCCUGCGAGUUCGACACCAUGACCGAAGAGCAACUCCGCUCCUUUGGAAUGAAAAAGUCUUCGUGCGGCUUCGCAGGCACAAUUCGGUGUUAUAUCGAGCGGAACCGAGGUGGAAAUCGAUGUUUGGAUUUUGACUCCACAGCAUCGGACAAUCCAGAUUCCGACGUGUUCCAUUUGUAUCGUGAAGAUUCGAAGGAGUAUAUCAUGUCCGCCGUGGCCAUGCCCGGCUCUAGCAACGUAGCGUUCUUCAAAAACCCCAACAUCACGGCAUCGACGGUUACUGCUCACAUCUACGACGAAGACUAUCUAGGUGUGAUGAAAGGCAACGGCCUGGGCACAGAAUUCAUUCUAUACGACAAUGGGCUGAACCCUGCGUUAAUCCCCGAGUGCGUCUUUGAGGAAAACCAGCGAAACCAGGUGCUUCGGAUCACAUACAAAAGCAAUAUAGCCGGCAGACAGCCGAACUCGAUGCAGGUGUUUGCUCCUGCCACCGUAGAAACAGAGAUCGAGCGAAUGAGCGAUAGAGAAAAGAGGAUCAAAAGCUUUACAAAUCGAUGUUAG
Molecule: messenger RNA, 1905 nt
Organism: Blastocystis hominis
Lineage: Eukaryota; Bigyra; Opalinata; Blastocystidae
Product: Adenylate kinase
Exons: 11
Coding region: 1-1905 (634 amino acids)
Biological process (GO): nucleobase-containing compound metabolic process
Cellular component (GO): cytoplasm
Molecular function (GO): AMP kinase activity; ATP binding
Source: RefSeq, a predicted model, not a curated record